AUGGUGUUCCCAAAGCCACGGAGCCGAGAUGAAAGAAAACUCCGGUCGAGAACAAUUAUUUCACACGUGCUUCAGCUCAUCAAUCACACGCCGGGCAUGAACAUCGGCCAAAUCGGCACGGCACCGAAGCGGAGAAACCCCGAAAAGAUGCAUCUGUGUACUCUGAACCAUCUUCCAGCACUGAAGAGUCUUGGACGAAUCCCACCUUCGGACGACACCGAUGUCGGGGUUCUCACCGCGCCCACGCCUACGCCGCCCGGGUAUAACCCGGCCCCGCCCUCGCGACGCGAAACCAACGACUCAAAACGCAAGACUGCGAGUGACCUGGGCGUUGGCGUCAUCCAUUCUCUUUCCCUUGCAAAUCACCUAAUCUUUGUCUGCGGAGGAAGACUUGUCCGGCACGGUUUGGGAAGAAAAGCCAUGGCCGGCCCCGUGGACGCCCGCGAUGAGAGCGCGAAGCCUCAGUCGGCGACCGCACCGACGUCGACGUGGACGCGCGUCCGGAUCAAGGCGGUCAAGAUCUUCAAGCUCGUCUUGGCGCAGUGGCUCGUUAUCGGCUUCGCUUUGAGCUGUGUUUUUGCGUACUUUUUCCCGAGUAAGUUGGAAUCUACGCACGUCUCUUCAUUUGAAAACGGAGAAGGUGGACCGAUCAGGUCAGAGUACACCAUCAUCUAUGGCGGCAUCGCCAUCAUCUUCCUCGUCAGCGGCUUGCAGCUCUCGCACGCGAAGCUGAGGCAGAAUGUAGCCAAUUGGCGUUUGCAUGUCAUUGUCCAGGGUAUCAGCUUUAUCGGGAUGGAGGCAUUGGGCGAAACACCCAUCUCAAACCAUAAACUAACACAACCCCAAAAAGUCAUCGUACACAUCAUCAUCGCAGCAGGCGGCCUCCGCACCCAAGCCCUCGCAACCCCCAUCAUCGUAGGCAUGGUCGUCGCCUCCUGCCUGCCAACAACAAUCGCCUCCAACGUCGUAAUGACCCGCGCCUCCGGCGGCGACGACGCAGCCGCCAUCAUCGAGGUCGUCAUCGGCAACGUGCUAGGCAGCUUCAUCUCUCCUGGUCUAAUUUACGGGUUCAUUCCCAAGACGCCCGAGUUUGCCGACUGGCAGCCCGCGAACCCGAGCACCCUGGGUGCCAUGUACGCCAAUGUCCUGAAGCAAUUGGGCUUGAGCGUGUUGUUGCCGUUGGCUGUGGGACAGGUUAUGAGGUGGUUUUGGGAGAAGAAGGUCGAUUGGGCGCUGAGGACGUUUUAUCUUGCCAAGGUGUCGACGUUUUGUCUGAUUUUGCUUGUCUGGACAACAUUCUCAGCAGCCUUCAAAACAGGCGCCCUCUACGUAACCCCCCACCCCUCCAUAAUCUUCAACGUCUUCAUGAACGUCGCCCUCUACGCCCUCUUCACCCUCAUCUGCUUCUACGCCGCCCGCCCUCCCUUAGCGCUCUGCAACGCAAUCAAUCCUCGUCUCGCCGAUUCCCGCCCCUUACAGUCCCGCUGGGUACCCAACUUCCUCCGACGCGCUGUCACGGUUCAACAGUUACCGAGAGAGCAGAUGAUUGCCGUCUGCUUCUGCGGCGCGGCCAAGACAACGUCGUUGGGAAUCCCGCUGGCGACGGCUAUGUGGACGCAGUCGGAUGAUUUGACGAGGGCGUUGAUUCAGAUUCCAGUGUUGUUGUAUACCAUCGAGCAGGUUUUCAUGGCGCAGAUUUUGGUGUACGUAUUCAAGUGGUAUUUGAGGAGGGCUGCUAAGGCUGAAGGGGAUGAAGAGGGGGGCAGUGUUGGGUCUGGGGUUACAAGUGUGGCUGGGCAAGGGAGGGGGGAGGAAGAGGGGGAUCGGUCAUCUAGGAAGUCAAUUGGUGAGAGGGAUGAUGAGAAGAAGGGCGGAGAAGUCAGGGACGGGAUCUUCAGCUUGUUCAGCGUAAUGUACGCAGCUCCACCUAACGCAAAAACCAAAAGGCUAGGCGUGAAAAUGGAGUUCUUUCCAACCUACCCCCGCGAUGGCCCCAUGUACGUUGAAUACAGCGCCAUGAAGAAACAUGUCCUCCUGAAUGGCCUCAUCUUCAACACAUACCUAAGCACAUUAGUCCUAUCUAUGCAAGAAGCGCACCCUAACAACAUUUUCAUCCCCCGGCCUUCAUCUUCGAGCCUUCACCUUUGGCAGUGGCUCAUCUUCAAUCGUACUGUCACCAUGGACACCGCCGGUUCGGAGUGUCUCGAAAACCAAAACUCUACGGACUGUCUGCUCCGGGCUCUUCUGAACAUUCUUGCGGAGCAAAAACAAGCACAAGAUGCAGGCAUCGAUUGGGAUCCCAUCACCUUCGGCUUUACGCUUUUGAUUGGAUUGGUAGCCUCCAUGGUUGCUCUUGCUACAGUCUUCCAAGCUGUUCUUGCGGGUGGGAAAGGUGGUCGUAGAGCAAAUGGUCGAGCCAUCGGGAAAUGGUCGAAACGAACCACAAGGAAAUGGAUUCUUUCCGAAAUGAGCUGGAGUUACACCGCCUAUACUCCCAUGCUGAGACUGGACAAUCUGAAACGACAGCUUGACGAUGCGAUACGAAAGCUGAAGAACGAAGAAGAGAAAAAGCCGAGGGAGGAAGAGAAACAAAGGCUGCCGCCCUUGCUCCCAGCGAGUGCGCUUGUUAGGUUACUGCCCUCUGAUGUUGUUGGCUCUCCAAUUGAGGCCAGAAGAGUGGAAGCACGAAAAGCACCCAUUCCUGAUGUGCCGUCAUAUCCAGCUACAUGGCUUGCUCUUUUCAAAACCACUGGGUUGGAAAACUUCGACGGGUUUGAUCUUAUGCCAGUCACUGCCGACUAUCUUCCAGAGGACUUUGUUGCCGCUCCUGCUUCUGCAGAGGUUGGCGCGAUUGUGGUAAUCGCAGCAGCUGCUGGGGUCCAGCGGUUGGACGCCGACGCAGAUUUAUACCCUGUCAUCAUUGGCUGCGGCUUCCAAUUUGAUUUCCGUCAGCACCCAGUUCUCGGUGUCAUUGGGGCAUUUUCUGAGCAUCAUAGCAGAGACAACGACAUUACGCCGACGCCCGUGAUCAAAGGAACAGACUGCUUUCUCCCAGAUCGCUACACCCUCAGCCGGCACUACAUACCGACCGUCGUCUUCCUCUGGGCCAAGUCGCCAAAGUUCACUCCGUCUCUCUUCCCAGGACCAGUGUGGAAAGAGUAUAACCCGUUCACGGCCAUUGCUCUAAACGGAGGGUUUUGGAGUAAAGUUCGAUUCGAUCGAUUUCAAGAAUCGGACUGGGAUGAAAAUGGCCGUUCUCUUUCGUUCUUUAAGCAACCGUUUGAUGACUUAUCAGCUGCUGAACUGCGAGGACAUGCUUUCAAAGCGAUAAGAGGUGAAGUAGCAGGGAGAGACUACCCAUGGCUCCGCUGUCCACAAGUACUUCGGUUGUGUCUUACCCUACUCAAUAAUCCCAUGGAUCUUCGACAAAAAAUUUCGAACUUCACAUUUAGUCAAAAGGAAAAGCUUCGUGAAGAAGCACGCAAACACUUGAAUUACGCGGACGCCUGGCUAGCAGAUUGCGAUGGUGGCAUGGGCAACAUUGAAGGCCGGAUUCAGCUCUUGUUCUUUACGACGCAGAUUCUAUCCCGAGCAGAGACUAUGACGCAGAAAGGUAUUCUUCAAGUUCCCGAUAGAACGGAACCAACACUGGAAACGUCGGAACCGCCACAGCCUCCGAUGACAGUGCGAGACAUUCACUCCAAGACGAUUCAAGCCCUCCACAACCUAGUCGAUGGCUUCGAACUCGAGCUCGAAGGCCUCAAAGCAGCCUUGAAGAUAAAAGUGGCGAAUCACGGUAGAACAAGAGCUUAUUCGCAGUGGCAUAGUGGCAGAUUCGGAGCUCUACGAUGUCACUUGCGUAACAAGUUCUUCGGUGGCCCGCCAACACAGACAGACUUGGAAAUAACUCCUGAAGAUCAUGAAUAUCUGGAACAUUUCAGGAGAAAGUUAGAGGAGUCUAAGAUACAAGUAGAAAGAUUAGUAGGACCCUCGUACAACGUGCCAACCAAUUUCUUCAACACUCAUCAAAUGCUAAGCAGGUUAGCGAAAAUAGUAGGUUGCCACUCUGAGUCAAGUAAUGAAGACAGAGAGAACGAGGAAUUGAAUCAAAAGAUUGAUGAUAUCAUCAUAUAUCGCUCUCUGCUUCUAGGAGUGCUAUUCUAUACAGCUCUCGACAAUUCUGAGUUGCACAAAUCAGGAGUAUGGGAUCGUGUGGUCCCCAUCAUUUGA
Colletotrichum lupini is the source of this 4230-nucleotide messenger RNA. Its product is annotated as sodium/bile acid cotransporter. Gene Ontology annotation, cellular component: plasma membrane. The record is from RefSeq and is a predicted model, not a curated record. Lineage: Eukaryota; Fungi; Ascomycota; Sordariomycetes; Glomerellales; Glomerellaceae. The transcript has 10 exons. Bases 1 to 4230 code for a protein of 1409 amino acids.